AUGCUGAAGUCUUCAGCUACUAUCUCGGGUUUUUGUUUAGCAAUGGAGUCUUUCUCUGCUGAGACCAAUUCAACUGACCUACCAUCACAGCCCUGGGAUGAACCCCAAGUAAUUCUCUCCAUGGUCAUUCUCAGUUUCACUUUCCUACUGGGAUUGCCAGGCAACGGGCUGGUGCUGUGGGUGGCUGGCCUAAAGAUGCAACGAAGUGUGAGCACAGUUUGGUUUCUCCAUCUCACCUUGGCUGACUUUCUCUGCUGCCUCUCCCUGCCCUUCUCUCUGGUUCACUUGGCUCUCCAAGGACGCUGGCCCUACGGCUCAUUCCUAUGCAAGCUCAUCCCCUCCACCAUUGUCCUCAACAUGUUUGCCAGCGUCUUCCUGCUGACCGCCAUUAGCCUGGACCGCUGUCUUUUGGUACUCAAGCCAAUCUGGUGCCAGAAUCAUCGCAACGUGGGGACAGCCUUCACUAUCUGUGGAUGUAUCUGGGUGGUGGCUUUUGUAAUGUGCAUACCUGUGUUCAUAUACCGGGAAACAUUCACUAUAGACAACCAUAGUAUGUGUGGCUACAAUUUUGGUCUCUACAGAUCAUUAGAUUAUUCAGACUUCAACUUUGAUCUACUGGAAAAUGGGUCUCUUGACAACUCCAUUGUUGAGCUGCCUGAAGAAAUGGAUGAUAGGUUAGAUUCUUUCUCUCAACAAACAAAUGAUUGUCCCUGGGCAGCCACCACUGGCCUCUGUUCUCAAAUAUUUCAAAGAACUUCUGGACAUUCACUCCCUACGGAUUCAGCUAGAUUAUCUGUUCAACAUCCAUAUUAUAAUGUAUCUCAACCAGCUGAUGAGUUCUCAUCUACAAUCCCCAGUGAUUUUCCUAUUGAAGAUCACAGAACUAACCCACUGGAGAACUCUGAUGCUUUUCUNCCUGCUGAUUUAGACCUUUUCUCUAGUGCCUCCGGCAACUCCUCAUACACAUUGGAGCUAUUGGAAGAUUUCCAGGAUGAUGAUUUAGGCCAAUUUGCAUACGGCCAUCAAGUGCCAACACCCCAGGUAGCAAUAACUAUCACUAGGCUAGUGCUGGGUUUCCUGUUACCCUUUAUCCUCAUGGUGGCCUGUUACAGCCUCAUUAUCUUCCGAAUGCACUGGAGCCGCUUCACCAAGUCUCGGAGCAAAACCUUGAGAGUGGCUAUGGUGGUGGUGGCUGUCUUCCUCGUCUGCUGGGCUCCGUACCACAUUGUUGGAACCCUCUUACUGUUUAUUGACCCAGAAACUCCCUUUGGGGAAGCUCUGUUGUCCUGGGACCAUGUGUCUCUUGCUUUAGCAUCUGCCAAUAGUUGCUUCAAUCCCUUCCUCUAUGCCCUUCUGGGGAAAGAUUUUAGGAAAAAAGCAAGACAGUCCAUGCAGGGAAUUCUGGAGGCAGCUUUCAGUGAGGACUUGAUGCACUCUACCAGCUGCCCCCCAAACAAAGUCUCUUUGGAAAAACACAGUAUCAGUACAGUUGUGUGA
Lipotes vexillifer (Yangtze River dolphin) is the source of this 1497-nucleotide messenger RNA. It is a transcript of the gene C3AR1, whose product is annotated as complement C3a receptor 1. Gene Ontology annotation, cellular component: plasma membrane. The transcript is spliced from 3 exons. Gene Ontology annotation, biological process: phospholipase C-activating G protein-coupled receptor signaling pathway; positive regulation of cytosolic calcium ion concentration; chemotaxis. The record is from RefSeq and is a predicted model, not a curated record. Gene Ontology annotation, molecular function: complement component C5a receptor activity; complement component C3a receptor activity; G protein-coupled receptor activity. Lineage: Eukaryota; Metazoa; Chordata; Mammalia; Artiodactyla; Lipotidae. Bases 1 to 1497 code for a protein of 498 amino acids.